This is a messenger RNA of Diplodia corticola, 7134 nucleotides long. Its product is annotated as aaa family atpase. Gene Ontology annotation, molecular function: helicase activity; ATP hydrolysis activity; ATP binding. The transcript has 6 exons. Lineage: Eukaryota; Fungi; Ascomycota; Dothideomycetes; Botryosphaeriales; Botryosphaeriaceae. The record is from RefSeq and is a predicted model, not a curated record. The coding region runs from base 1 to 7134 and encodes 2377 amino acids.
AUGGUGGCUCCUGCAGCCCCGGCCCAUGUGCGUACUGCCCGCUUGGCCAGCUUUUUCAAUUCCGUGGUCAAGGGCAAGCGAGCGGUCAACACAGCCCGCGACGCAUGCCUCCUGGUCGAAGCAAUCUGCGAUCAGCCCGACCACUCGGCCUGCGUUGAAAGGCUCGUCGCAAGCGAUGCAGCCUCCGAUGCACUCCGUGCAGGUUUGCGAUUCAAUAUUUCGGAUGCUUUCAUCAAUAACGAAUUGCACCAUCUGUUGUCAUACCUGAGCGAUCCGCUUGUGAAGCAACUGUGCAACGGAGACUUUCUGAGAAGACUUCUCAUCCUCGUCGUGGAUCCACCUUCUCUGUGGAAUGCCAUGGUCGAGGCCUUCGAUGGACGACGUCUAAUCCCGCAAUCGGAACAGAGCUUUGCAUGGCUUCUGUUGGAAAUUUUGUCUUGGGGCUCGAAUGCCCCUCUCAAUACCGAAGACGUCGCCGAGCAUGCAGUUGCGACCGAACGCUUUACCAAGUCGGACAACAGCGACCUACGUACUCUCGGCUACCGCAUCAAACAUGUCCUUCGCACCCGAUCAGUUGCCUUUCCUUCGGUCUCUGCUAUUUCUGGCCCCGGCGGACGCCAUGACAACGACUUCUCAGACUUCCGCAAGAUUGCCAUCUAUCCCACCGAGCACGAGCUUGUUUCAACAGAGAGACCAUUCUAUCGUCGGGCGGAUGCUGUGCAUGAGGCGCAGCCCGAGGAACGAGCCGGCGUACAUCUCGACAAUCAAUUCAGGCUUCUGCGGGAGGACAUGCUUGCCGAGCUUCGAGAAGAUCUGAAGAUUUCGCAGUCGAAGAAAGGAAGGCGCAAGAAUCUCAGGCUACGUGGACUGUUGCUUGCCGGCUUUCAUUGUGGAGCUGAGAAGCGCCGCCAGGCCUUCUCCAUCACCGUGACGUGCACUUCCGGGCUGGAGCGACUAACCGACCUUCCCCACAAGAAUCGCAAGAGCUUUCUCAAAGAAGAUCGCAAGUUCUUGAAGCACCAAUCCUUUGGAUGCAUGCUGGAAAACAACCAGGUGGUUGCAUUUGCCACAUUAGAGAGAGUCGAGGAGAAGCUUCUUCAAGAUCCCCCCGCCGUCACUUUGCGCAUCCCCGAUACCAGGGCCCUGGAAAGGGCACUGUUGACUCUGAAGGUGUCCAAAAAUGUUGACUUUGUACUCGUCGACACAGCAAUGUUCGCGUACGAACCUGUCUUGCAGUGCCUGCAGGCGAAAGUCGAGCUUCCUCUUGCUGAGGAGCUUCUCUCCCUGGAUGGAAGAGAGACAGGUGCUCCAUGCAGAUCAUCACAGAUCUGCCCUACGAAUGUUGCUGAUUAUGUCGAGGAUGCAGAGGGCGGAGGACUAGAUCGUAUCCUGACACUGCCGAUGCCUGUAGAUCUUGACCGUUCCCAAACAGCAUCACUACUCGCAGGUCUGAGACAAGCUGUCAGUCUGAUCCAAGGACCACCAGGUACUGGAAAGUCUUUUAUCGGCGCCCUUCUCGCGAAGGCCUUCCACGAUCACACUUCACAAAAGAUCAUGGUCAUCUGCUACACGAACCAUGCCCUCGACCAAUUCUUGGAAGAUCUUCUUGACACUGGCAUUCCGGGCAGCAGCAUGGUGCGCUUGGGAGCGCAGUCUCGCCCGAGGACAGAACACCUCAGCUUGUUCCAGCAGACAAGCGGCUACCGACGUAGUCAAGACACCUGGAACGUUAUCCGCAAGUUGAAUGACGAAGUGGACAGUUCCGAGAGGAAUCUGAAGGACCUUGUCGCCUCUUACGUGAACUUUAGUCUCAAGAAGACCGAAAUCAUGGAGUAUUUGGAAUUUUCUGAUGACCAUUCAAGCUUCUUCGACGCUUUCCAGCUCCCAGAAAGCGAAGACGACUUUAAGGUCGUCGACGAAAGCGGGCAUGCCGUGGACGAGACAUACCUUUACGAUCGAUGGCGCAGAGGAGAGGAUCCUGGGGUCUUCAAGGAUACCAUCGCUCCCGCUCAUUCCGAGAUUUGGGGACUCAGCCCUACGGAGCGACAAGAGAUUAACAAUAAAUGGACGCAACACCUUCUUGAAGAGAGAGUUGCAAGCAUCUCAAGCUUGGUGGAGGCUCUCGAUGCUUCCCAGCGGCAACUUCAGUCCACACUCGAUCAACAAAAGCUCCAAAUCCUUCGUGAAAAGCGUAUCAUUGCAUGUACGACAACAGCAGCCGCCAAGUAUACCCAGCUACUACAAAAUGCCUCCCCUGACAUCAUCUUGGUGGAAGAAGCUGGAGAGAUUCUUGAAAGCCACGUCCUGACGGCAAUGACCCCACAAACGAAGCAGCUAAUCCUUAUUGGCGACCAUCAGCAGCUACGCCCCAAAGUCAACAACUACGAGCUCACUGUGGAGAAAGGCAACGGCUAUGAUCUGAACCGCUCUCUUUUUGAACGCCUCAUUCUCGCAAGGUUUCCUCAUACGACCUUGGCCGAGCAGCACCGCAUGUGCCCCGAGAUCUCUGCUCUUGUGCGGCAUCUCACGUACCCAAAUCUUCGGGACGCACCGAAGACGCAGAACAAGCCAUCACUCCGAGGCAUGCAAGAUCGAGUCGUCUUUUUCAAUCAUCAUUACUCCGAGUUUUCCGAGGACGCUAUCGCAGACCGUCGUGACCAAGGCUCCGGCGUUAGCAAGAAAAACUUGUUCGAGGCGGAAAUGGUCCUCCAAAUCGUGCGGUACCUGGCGCAACAGGGAUAUGGCACUUCGGACCAGGUGGUUUUGACGCCGUAUCUGGGUCAGCUGAGCCUCCUGCGACAGCGCUUGAGCGAGGAGAACGAUCCGGUCUUGAACGAUCCAGAUUCAUUUGAUCUCGUCAAGGCGGGACUAUUGUCUCCGGCUACUGCAAACCAGAACAAGCGCCGAAUCAAGAUAUCCACUAUAGACAACUACCAGGGGGAGGAAAGCGACAUUGUCAUUGUGUCACUUACCCGAGGAAACUCGGCGGGAGACAUCGGCUUCAUGUCAUCUCCGGAGAGGCUCAAUGUCCUGUUGUCUCGUGCACGCAUCGGUCUCGUUAUCAUUGGAAACUCCGAAACCUUUCAGCAGAGUAGGAAGGGGAAAGCUACGUGGGGCCCUUUUAUGGAUUACCUGAGUAAGAAAGGGCACAUCUACGAGGGACUACCCGUCAAGUGCCAACAGCAUCCAGGCAAGAAGAUGAUUUUGAAGCAGAAGACUGACUUUAAUGAACAUUGUCCCGAUGGCGGAUGUUCUGCUCCUUGCGGAGCGAAAUUGAAUUGCGGACUUCACGCUUGUCCUUCGAGAUGCCAUCAACUCUCCGAUCACUCGAAGAUCAAUUGCCGUGUCGUCAUGAGCGAUAUGUGCCCUCAAAAGCACAAGCUCUCCUGGCGUUGCUUCGCUGGUCGCCCUUCCUUCUGUCGAGCCUGUGAUGACGAGGCGCGAGAUAAGGCGAAGAAGCUCCAAAGAGAUCUUGAUAUCGAAGAAAGGCGGAAAGCCAAGCAAAGAGCUUACGCGAAGGAGCUUGCCGAAAUCCAAGAUCAGCUCGAUUACGAGCGCAGGUUACGUCGAGAUGACUCCGAGCAGCAAGAGCGAGACAGGGUCCUCCGCCAACAUCGAAGAGAUCUUGCUGAGCUUAGGCAGGCGGGUAGUCGGCAAAGCGCGAGCACGCAUACCACCUCGAAGCCUCAAACCGAGAGCCUAUCGAAGCCACCACAAACUCCUUCUCUACCGAAGCCGAAACCUACCGAGUCUACGCCAGAAGACCCCGUAAGACGCGCAGACAACCAUAAGCGGGAAGGAAAAGGGACUUGGAAGCUGCCCGAUUCUUGUGCAGCACAGGAAUGGGAGGAUCAGAAGAAAUUUGAAGGUGCUUCAAAUGCAGCUCUGGAUGACUUGAUGAAGAUGAUCGGUUUGGAGAACGUCAAGGACCAGUUCCUCUCCAUCAAGGGAAAGAUUGACGUUGCCGUCCGCCAGGACCUUGACAUGAAAAAAGAGCGCUUCGGUGCUGCGUUACUAGGUAACCCCGGCACAGGAAAGACGACCGUGGCUCGCCUCUACGCGAAGUUCCUUGCGUCAGUGGGGGCGCUGCCAGGGAAUUUCUUCGUGGAAACUACAGGUUCACGGCUCGCAAACGAUGGCGUUUCUGGAUGCAAGAAGCACAUAGAGGAGAUCCUGAAUAACGACGGCGGCGCCAUGUUCAUCGACGAAGCAUACCAGCUUGUUUCCGGCUCCAGCGCAGGCGGAUCGCAAGUUCUCGAUUUCCUCCUGGCUGAGGUGGAAAACCUCACCGGCAAAAUCGUUUUCAUCCUGGCUGGCUACAACAAGCAGAUGGAAGCCUUCUUCGCGCACAAUCCUGGCAUCCCCAGCCGCUUUCCCCGCGAAAUGCAGUUCAAAGACUAUGAAGAUGCGGAGCUACUAGAGAUUCUGAAGUACGGCCUGGGCAAGCGGUACGGGGGCCGCAUGAAAGUCGAGCUCGGUGUUGACGGACUCUACGCUCGUAUCGUCGCUCGUCGCAUCGGCCGCGGCAGAGGGCGCGACGGCUUCGGGAACGCACGAGCGGUUGAGAAUGCGCUGGCCGGGAUGACGGAUCGCCAGGCGAGGCGGCUACGGCGCGAGCGGAAAGCGGGCAACACGCCUGAUGACUUGUUGCUAACUCAGGAAGACCUACUGGGUCCGGAGCCUACCGAUGUGCUCAAGGACAACGCGUCCUGGAACAAACUUCAGCAGCUCAUCGGCCUCUCCUCUGUCAAGAAUUCGGUCAAGGCCCUCUUUGACAGCAUCCAGUACAACUAUUCCCGCGAACUCGAUGAGGAACCGCUGGUUGAUUUCACUCUGAACAAGGUCUUUCUUGGGAAUCCUGGGACGGGAAAAACCACCGUUGCGAAGCUCUAUGGGCAGAUUCUUGCUGAUAUCGGUCUUCUUUCGAGCGGUGAAGUGGUCGUAAAGACGCCUGCGGACUUCGUCGGCAGCGUCAUCGGAGCAUCCGAGGCCAACACCAAAGGUAUCUUGGCUGCAACGGUCGGGAAGGUUUUGGUCAUCGACGAAGCAUACGGCCUCUACGGGGGAAACACGGGCGGCGCAGCUGAUCCGUACAAGACCUCGGUCAUCGACACCAUCGUUGCUGAAGUCCAGAGUGUGCCUGGGGAUGACCGUUGUGUACUGCUCCUGGGUUACAAAGAGCAAAUGGAGGACAUGUUCCAAAAUGUCAAUCCAGGUCUCACCCGGCGAUUUCCCCUCGACUCUGCCUUUACGUUCGAAGACUUCUCCGCGGCAGAGCUGGAAGCCAUCUUCGAUCUGAAGCUGAAGCAACAAGGCUUCACGGCCAGCGUCCAGGCUAAGAAGACGGCGUUGGACAUGCUCAGCCGCGCACGCAACAGGCCGCACUUUGGCAAUGCCGGCGAGAUUGACAUCCUGCUCAACGCCGCCAAGCUCAAGCACCAGCAACGGAUUUCGACCAAGGGCAGGCAAGCGGCGGCGUCCGGACCCGCCUCGUUCGAAGCGCAAGAUUUCGACCCGGACUUCGACCGCGGCCAAAAGGCCACUACCAACGUCGCGAAGCUCUUCGAAGGCGUCGUCGGCUGCGACGACAUCGUCAACCAGCUGCAAGGCUACCAGACCACCGUCGCCAACAUGCGCGCGCUGGACAUGGAUCCCACGGAGCACAUCCCCUUCUCCUUCCUGUUCCGCGGGCCGCCCGGCACGGGCAAGACGUCGACGGCGCGCCGCAUGGGCAAGGUCUACUACGACAUGGGCUUCCUGUCCACGGCCGAGGUGCUCGAGUGCUCCGUCACCGACCUCGUCGGCUCGUACGUCGGCCAGACGGGGCCCAAGACGCAGAAGCUGUUCGAGCGCGCGCUCGGCAAGGUGCUGUUCAUCGACGAGGCGUACCGGCUCGCCGAGGGCCACUUCGCGGCCGAGGCCAUGGACGAGAUGGUCGACUGCAUCACCAAGCCCCGCUUCGCCGGCCGCCUCGUCGUCAUCCUCGCCGGCUACGACGCCGACAUCAACCGCCUCAUGCAGGUCAACCCGGGCCUCACCUCGCGCUUCCCCGAGACGGUGUCGUUCCGCGCGCUGCGGCCCGACGAGUGCCUCGACCUCUUCACGCAGUCGCUGCUCCAGAGCAGCAAGGGGAAAAAGAAGAAGACGAUGAGCGCCAUCGACUUCGCCCCCUUGCUGGACCCCCCGUCGCCGCCGCUGCGCGAGCGCCUGCUGGCCCUGUUCGCGGCCCUCGCGGCCCUGCCCAGCUGGGCCAGCGCCCGCGACGUCAAGACGCUCGCGAAGAACGUCUUCGGCCGGGCGGUGCGGUCGAUGGGUUCGAAUGCGGUCCUCGACGAGCGCUGCGUCGUGGAGGAGGUGGAGCGGAUGCUGCGCGAGCGCGAGAACAGGGGGUUGUCGUCGUCGUCGUCGUCGUCGUCGUCGCAGCAACAGCAACAGCGACGCCGACAGACCGCGUCUCAUCCCCCUCCUACCCCAGCGACUCUCGACCCACCAAGCACGUCGUUGCCGUCGAGAGCGAGCACCGCCGCGGCCAAGGCUGCGCAGCAGAAACACAUGACUCCUCCCCCCACUCCUCCUUCUCCUCCUCCCGCCCCUCUCGAAGCUGCCGCGGAUCAGGACGUGGCCGCCGAGGCUCGCGACGCGGGCGUCAGCGACGCCGUCUGGGAGCAGCUGCGGCGAGACAAGGCGCAGGCCGAGGCGGACGAGCGCGAGUACCGGCGCAUGGAGGAGCGGGAGAGGGCGCUCAAGGAGGAGAAGGAAAAGGAAGCAGCUGCAGAAGAAAAAGAAGACAAAGAAGCAGCGCUCGCGGGAGAGGAACCGCCGGAUGAUGGCGAUGAUGGCGAUGGCGAUGACCCGGAGAAGGCGGAGCGCGAGCGCAGGCGCGUGGAAGAGAUUGCUGAGCGCGAGCGCAGGCGCAUAGAGAAGGUUGUGGCGCAGAGGCGGCGCGAUGAGGAGCUCGCGAAGAUUGAGCGGAAGCGCGAGGAGAGGAGGGAGGAGGAGAAGAGGCAGGUGUGUUUGCGGAAGAUGGGGGUUUGUGUGGCGGGGUUUAGGUGGUUGAAGCAGAGCGGCGGGUAUAGGUGCGCGGGCGGGACGCAUUGGGUUGGGGAUAGGGAGAUUGAGGCGUAUAUGAGGUAG